Molecule: messenger RNA, 873 nt
Organism: Pygocentrus nattereri (red-bellied piranha)
Lineage: Eukaryota; Metazoa; Chordata; Actinopteri; Characiformes; Serrasalmidae
Gene: rpl7
Product: ribosomal protein L7
Exons: 7
Coding region: 68-808 (246 amino acids)
Biological process (GO): maturation of LSU-rRNA from tricistronic rRNA transcript (SSU-rRNA, 5.8S rRNA, LSU-rRNA)
Cellular component (GO): cytosolic large ribosomal subunit
Molecular function (GO): RNA binding; structural constituent of ribosome
Source: RefSeq, a predicted model, not a curated record
CGGAAGCUUCCGGUCCGUAUAAGACGUCUGGUGCGCAUGCGUGAAGCCCUCUUUCACUGUGGGGAUAAUGGCGGGCGAAGCGGAAAAAAAGGUUCCCUCGGUCCCCGAAAGCCUCUUGAAGAAGAGGAAGCGCCAUGCUGUCAUCAAGGCCAAGCGCAUCAAGGCCCAGAGUGCUGAGAAGAAGGCCCGCAGAGUCACGAGGAAGCUCAUCCUCAAGAGAGCGGAGAGUUACCACAAGGAAUACAGGGAGCUGUACAGGCGCGAGGUCCGCUUGAGCAGGAUGGCUCGCAAAGCAGGCAACUUCUACGUCCCCGCCGAACCCAAGCUGGCUUUCGUCGUCAGAAUCAGAGGUAUCAAUGGUGUCAGCCCUAAAGUGCGCAAGGUGCUUCAGCUCCUGCGUCUUCGCCAGAUCUUCAACGGCGUCUUUGUAAAGCUCAACAAGGCGUCUAUCAACAUGCUGAGAAUCGCAGAGCCCUACAUCGCCUGGGGAUAUCCCAAUCUGAAAUCUGUGCGCGAGCUGAUCUACAAGCGUGGAUAUGGCAAGAUCAAUAAGCAGCGCAUUCCUCUGACAGACAAUUCACUCAUUGAGAAGAGCCUUGGUCGCUCUGGAAUCAUCUGCAUUGAGGAUCUUAUUCAUGAGAUCUACACGGUUGGAAAGAACUUCAAAGCUGCCAACAACUUCCUCUGGCCAUUCAAGCUGUCCUCUCCCCGUGGUGGCAUGAACAAGAAGACCACUCACUUUGUGGAGGGUGGAGACGCUGGAAACCGUGAGGACCAGAUUAACAGACUGAUCAGGAAGAUGAACUAAGACCACACAUGGUGCACCGGGACGUUUUUCCAUCAAAAGUCGGAAUAAAACAUUUAAUACUCAUA